AUGAACACUUGCCCAGGCUGUGCUAAAAACUUCGAGCAUACUGGAUACGCUCAUUACCUAGCCCAGACCAUAAAUCCAUCAUGCGCCGCUCAACUACAACUUUCUGGUCUUUUUCCAGAGUCGAGCGAUAACGAUUCUGAUGGUCUUGCAGAGGAUGGAGAUACUGACAGUCUCAAUGGAGGAGAUGCAGAAUUUACAGGAGACUACUUUGGCUACUACGAUGAACAAGAUCUGGAAUGGCCAGACGAUAACCACAAUGAGCUCCCCUUGGAAUCUGAUGGAGAGGAUGAAGAGUAUCAUGACACAGCGCUUGAGCAUGGGUGGGAACACCCUGCAGAUCCUGUCCAGCAGGAUAUCAAUGGUGGGGAUGAUUUUGAAAACUCGGACAACUCGGACACACUGUCACAAUCACUCCCAGCCAAACGACAAGAAGCAGAGGCGCCCCUUGGUCACCAGCCCAUUGUUGAGAAAUUUCCAAGGCGCCAUGCAGGUGCUCCAGUCCACCACUCCCACACUACAGCUUUCGAGUCUUAUAAGAAUGUACUGCAAGGUGCAGAAAACGUUUGGGCCCCCUUCGUGUCUCGCACAGAUUACGAGGUCGCAAAGUGGGCAAAACUUCGUAGUUCUGGCUCAACUGCUUUUUCCGAGCUGCUCGCAAUCGAUGGUCUUUGUGAAGCCUUGGGUCUUUCAUACCAGAACUCCUGUGAACUCAAUCAAAUUAUCGACCGACAGUUACCAUGUCAACGACCGCGUUUCAAACACGAAGAAAUUAUUGUUGCAGACGAGGCAUUUGAUGUUUACUCGUGUGACGUCAUGGAGUGUGUCAAAGCUCUUUAUUCAGAUCCUGAAUUCUCACCACAUCUCAACUAUGCUCCUGAACGCCAUUAUGCCGAUGCCGACAAGACUAUCCGAAUGUAUCAUGAUAUCCAUACAGGCAAGUGGUGGUGGUCCACCCAGGCAACGUGGAUUCUGCUUGCCUAUCUACCAACUUCGAAACUCAAUCAUAUCACAAACAAGGCUGCUAGGCGUCGAACGGCAACUAAUUUGUUUCACGCUUGUUUGCGCCGCAUUCUUGAGCCUCUGAAAGUCCCUGGCGAGGAUGGCGUUGCUAUGGCCAGUGGGGAUGGUGCUGUGCGUCGAGGGCAUCCGAUUGUCGCUUGUUACUCUGCAGAUUACCCAGAACAGCUGUUGACGACUGGGGUAAAGUCAGGAGAGUGCCCGAAGUGUGAUGUCCCACACAAGGAGUUGGGAAGUCCGCAUUUCCCGGUAAACCUGCGAGACCUCAAUGCAAUUCUUGCCGCAUUGUCCCUCGUCGACGAGGAUUAUGACCUGUGGAGACGAGCGUGCCAGGAGUGUGGCAUUAAGCCUGUCUUCAAACCAUUCUGGCUGGAUCUCCCGCACACCAACAUAUUCCAAUCCAUCACGCCGGAUGUGUUGCAUCAGCUCUACCAGGGUAUCAUAAAGCACCUCACUGAGUGGAUCAAGGAGGCAUGUAGCGAAGCUGAGAUCGACGCUCGUUGUCGUAGGCUUCCCCCAAACCACAACAUCCGCUUGUUUCUGAAAGGAAUCAGUCACCUCUCACGUGUUAGUGGAACAGAGCAUAACCAGAUCUGUCGCUUCCUGCUCGGUAUUGUCAUUGGCAUACAGUUGCCUGGAAAUCUCAAUAAUGGUCGCCUUACUCGUGCCAUUCGCGGCAUCCUUGAUUUCCUUUACCUUGCUCAAUACCCUUCUCACACAGAUCAAACUCUAGCACUGCUCGAUGAUGCCUUGACACACUUUCACGAUAACAAGGAUAUCUUCCUUGAUCUUGGGAUCCGAUCGAAUUUCAACCUCCCGAAGCUUCAUUCCUUCCGUCACUAUGUACAUAUAAUCAAAAUGUAUGGCACGACCGACAACUACAACACCGAGUACACCGAAUGCUUACAUAUUGACCUCACGAAGGAUGCUUAUAGGGCUACCAACCAUAAAGACGAGUAUAGUCAAAUGACGCUCUGGCUCGAAAGACGUGAGAAGAUGUUGUGGCAUGAUAACUUUGUUAAGUGGCGUCUGGUUGGUGAUCUUGCCUCGCAAGAAAGGCCACCACCAGACAUGGAUUAUCGUCGGGCAAUCAAGAUGACGAAACACCCGACCAUCAGACGUGUUCCAUUGGAUCACAUUGUGCAGGACUAUGGCGCCAUUUUUUUCACAGCAGCAUUGGCUCGUUAUGUGGUUGGCAGGAAUCAACCUGGUUUAUCUGCAGCGCAACUGGAACGAGAGGCUGCUCAUAUCAUUCUUCCCUUUGAUGCUGUGGCUACAUUCCACAGGAUCAAAUUUCACGCAAUCGAUGCUCACGGGUUCCAGGACUCGAGUGUAACAGUAGAUUCUGUGCAUUCUCAACCAUCGCGAAAGGACAAGAGAGGGCACACGAUCCCCGCACGCUUUGAUACUGUUUUGGUCAACGAAGGGGAUGGUGGGAUAACGGGCGUGAAUGGAUACCGUGUUGCGCAAGUUCGCGUCGUCUUCACGCUGACAAGUCAAGCUACAAAUUUGUUAUUCCCCGCUGGACCUCUAAAACCACCCGCCCACCUUGCGUAUGUGGAAUGGUUCACACCCUUCCAGCAACCUGAAUCACACCAUGGGCUGUACAAAAUUUGCCAUCUGAUGCGUCAUGGAGAGCAUCUUGCAAGCAUUAUCGAUGUAUCGGACAUCCGCAGGAGUGUUCAUCUUUUUCCAAAUUUCGGCGCAGUAGUACCUCGUGAAUGGACGAGCAGUACCGUUCUGGAGCUCUGUCCCAGCUUCUUUGUAAACUCGUUCAGUGACCGACACACUUAUUUAACUAUUGUUUGAGGAAUAUAACGAGAUUCGUUGAAAUACUCUCGAAAUACAUGUAAUUUAACAGAUUCGUUGAAAUACUCUCGAAAUACAUGUAGUUUAACAGAUUCCCUGAAAU
Molecule: messenger RNA, 2929 nt
Organism: Suillus fuscotomentosus
Lineage: Eukaryota; Fungi; Basidiomycota; Agaricomycetes; Boletales; Suillaceae
Exons: 4
Coding region: 1-2826 (941 amino acids)
Source: RefSeq, a predicted model, not a curated record